AUGGGCAUCCCUGGCCUGGAAGCUGCCCACUUCCUGAUUUCCAUCCCUUUCUCUAUGUUCUACAUUGUCGGCCUGUUGGGAAAUUUCACACUUUUGUUUGUUGUAUGGAAAGAGAAGACCCUGCACAAGCCAAUGGACCUGCUGCUCUGCAUGCUGGCACUUACAGACAUCAGCAUGCCUACCUCCAUCGUUCCAAAGGCACUGUGUAUAUUUUGGUUCAAUUUCAAGGGCAUUACUGCGAGUGGCUCCCUCACCCAGAUGUUCUUUCUUCAGGCAGCUUCUGUGAUGCAGUCAGCCGUCCUCGUCACAAUAGCUUUCAAUCGCUACGUUGCCAUAUGUAACCAUCUGAGAUAUGCCACCAUCCUCACCGAUGCACAAAUAGCUAAACUAGGGCUAAUGGGUUUGGCAAGAGCUGUUCUCUUCCUUCUGCCCCUGUCCCUGCUCCGAAGCAGGCUGCCAUUCUGUGCCAACCGCAUUAUCCCCCACACGUACUGCGACCACAUGGCUGUGGUGAAGAUGUCAUGUGGGGACAUUACAGUCAACAGGACAUACGGUCUGAUCAUCAGGACUGUCCUCAGAAUAUCCUCCAAGAAAGCCCUCAACAUCUGCAUAGCCCAUAUCGGUGUGAUACUGGUUUCUUACACUCCCUUCCUCUUCUCCUCCCAAUUUGGUCAGGGCAUCGCUCUGCAUGUUCACAUCAUCUUGGCCAACCUCUAUUUCCUCCUUGCCGCCACGCUCAACCCUAUCAUUUAUGGAGUCAUAAUGAAAAAGCUUUGUGACAAAGUGGGCAAGUACACCUGCACAAUGUGA
Molecule: messenger RNA, 810 nt
Organism: Dermochelys coriacea (leatherback sea turtle)
Lineage: Eukaryota; Metazoa; Chordata; Testudines; Dermochelyidae
Product: putative olfactory receptor 52P1
Exons: 2
Coding region: 1-810 (269 amino acids)
Biological process (GO): G protein-coupled receptor signaling pathway
Cellular component (GO): membrane
Molecular function (GO): olfactory receptor activity; G protein-coupled receptor activity
Source: RefSeq, a predicted model, not a curated record